Molecule: messenger RNA, 662 nt
Organism: Drosophila busckii
Lineage: Eukaryota; Metazoa; Arthropoda; Insecta; Diptera; Drosophilidae
Gene: PDCD-5
Product: programmed cell death protein 5
Exons: 3
Coding region: 48-455 (135 amino acids)
Cellular component (GO): cytosol; nucleus
Molecular function (GO): DNA binding
Source: RefSeq, a predicted model, not a curated record
UAUUUUAUAUUUGUUGUUUUUUAAGCAAAUAAUUAAAGGCUUCCAUUAUGUCGGACAGCGAUUUGGACGCUCUGCGCGCACAGCGCAUGUCGCAGAUGCAAUCACAAUUUGGUGGCGGCGGCGGCAUGAGUGCUGAGAAACAAGAGCAACAGCAAGAGCAGAUGCGCGCUCAGGAGGAAAUGAAGCAUUCAAUACUAUCUCAGGUUCUGGACCAACAGGCACGCGCACGCCUUAACACACUGAAAGUCAGCAAACCGGAGAAGGCACAAAUGUUCGAGAAUAUGGUUAUACGCAUGGCACAGAUGGGACAGGUGCGCGGCAAGCUGGACGAUGCACAAUUUGUUAGCAUUAUGGAGAGCGUCAAUGCUCAGAUGCCACAGGCCAAGUCCACUGUCAAGUACGAUAGACGCCGUGCGGCCAUAGACAGCGAUGAUGAUGAGGACUACGGUUGCUGAUUAACAGAGUCUGAUAUCUUAACUUAAGUAAAUCCAUUGCUACUACUCUCCAUGGUGAUUAUACACUAUGUUUAUUAAAUUAAAAAGGAAACACACAUACGAAGCUACAAAGCUAUACGAGAGCUCUGACAAUGUAAGAGAUUUACAACGGAAUUAGUUUAAAGUACACUACAUUAUAUAAAAGCGCAUUGUUAUUAAAAAAUAAGA